GGCACGAGUGGCCAAAGCUUAAAUAUAGGAAUGUAGUCACGUGAGCCUGUACGUGACUACAAGUAUAUAGUUACUAUGCAAUAUAUGCCCCCAAAAAAGAAAGAACUGCGUGGUCCUCUAUUCUAUACGUAUGUACGAUUCACUCGUAUGUACGGCGGGCCAACUUUUCGAAAAGGAUAGAAAAUCGAACGAAUUCCACCCAAAAAGCUCAAAAACAGCCUUAUUCUAAUAUCCCUGAACUCCAUAGCCUAAUGCUAGUAACCAAAGCGUCCCAUGGCACCGUAUGUAUGUAUUCGAUAUGCAGGGAGUGCAGGAGAGGAGCAUGGGGCGCAGGAGAGAAGCAGGGAGCUGUCGAUAAGCUAAGGAAGGCUGCUUGAUAGCAGGAGGAGGAGGCUGGCUGUCGAUGAGCUAAGGGAGGCUGUUCGACGGCAGAAGGAUGGUAGUCGAGGCUGUACGGAGCGUACAGGGACGUCAAGUUGAGAAGGAGGCUAUUGCGAUGUUUAUAUACGCUAUGGUUAAUAUGGAGGUCGUUUAUGGUGCGGAAGCAUCGGGAGGGCAGUAUCGGUCGCGAUUGCUGGAGGGCGAGUAUGGUGCUCCGAUUCAGACGAUGGUAAUUAUCGUACGGAUGGCGAUAACUGAGAAUCGAUUUGUUUAUUAAAUAGAAUGCUCAAUUAAGAGGUCUAAUUAAAAGGUAUGGUAAUGCCGUGGAGGUAUUGACGGUUUCCAAUCGAUGGCUCAAUUAAGAGAUCGACUGGUUGGAGCAGAGCUUUGGAGGGCUUGCUAGGGGAGGUAUAGAGGAAUUUGCAGGUAAUCGAGAG
This is a messenger RNA of Hyaloscypha bicolor E, 818 nucleotides long. RefSeq lists its product as uncharacterized. Bases 437 to 658 code for a protein of 73 amino acids. The transcript has a single exon. The record is from RefSeq and is a predicted model, not a curated record. Lineage: Eukaryota; Fungi; Ascomycota; Leotiomycetes; Helotiales; Hyaloscyphaceae.